Cuscuta epithymum is the source of this 3635-nucleotide messenger RNA. NCBI's taxonomy places the organism in Eukaryota, Viridiplantae, Streptophyta, Magnoliopsida, Solanales, Convolvulaceae. The record is from the annotation of a GenBank genome assembly.
CAGGAUCACCCCUUCGGCUCGCCACGUGUCAGAACUCAAUAUAAAAAGGCCGAGCCGACCAACCUGCCUUCCCCCUUGUCCAAAUCCAAAUCCAGUCAACCCAAUUAAACUGCAAAUCUCAUUUCUCUUCGCAGUUUCUCUUCCAAGUCCAACUCCAAGCAAAAAGCCGAUCAAUCAGAUUCAGAUCGUCCAUCUCUCUCGAUCGAAAUUCGUCCAUAUCGGCAUCGGAAUAUUCUUCCCUGCGCAGAUAAUGUUCGUGAAGAAACUCGUGGAGAAGGCGUCUUUCAAUAAGAAGCCUGUAUGUAACGUGGAUGGUCUAAAGUCUGAUGAUGUAAGCCCCCGUUUGGUAUAUCAUUAUGGAAUUCCACAAGGAUCUCUUCAGUUGUCAUAUGACUCCAUUCAGAAUAUACUUGCUAUAUCAACCAAAGAUGGCAGAAUCAAGGUGUUUGGGAGAGAUGGUGCCCAAGCUCUACUUGAAUCUCCUAACAUGGUAUCAAGUAAAUUCUUGCAGUUUAUGGAAAACCAAGGCUUCCUCAUUAAGUUAAAUGCUGAUAACCACAUCGAGGUAUGGGAUGUAGAUCAGAGGAACUUGUCAAAUGUUCAUGACUUAAAGAGGAAUAUCACAUCUCUUACAGUUGUCCAGCAUACUCCUUAUAUGUAUGUUGGAGAUUCACUAGGUCAUGUUUGGGUUUUGAAGCUAGAAAAAGAACCCUGCAAUGUAGUGCAAAUGAAAUAUCAUAUACCCUUUUCAGCAUCUCAUGGGAACACAAAUCAAGUUGGGGACAAUGCUGUAGUUGAAAUCCUUCCCCAACCUACAGCAGAAAGUAAAAGGAUUGUUAUUAUUUAUCAAGAAGGUUUGAUUGUAUUGUGGGCAGUUCAGGAAAGCAAAGUCAUAUUUACAACUGGAGGAACUGCAAUGCAAUCAGUAAGUUAUGAGGCAAAAAAGGCAACAGCUGCAUGUUGGGCUUGUCCAAAUGGAACUAAAUUAGUUGUUGGAUACAGCAAUGGAGAUUUAUUUGUCUGGAGCAUUCCUGCAUCAUCAAAUAUUAAAAUGGAACAUGAAUCUAGCAAAGACGCUUCUUUUGCCUCUUCAAAUCCUCCUAUUUGUAAACUAAAUAUUGGAUAUAAAUUAGACAAGAUCCCUAUAGCCAAGUUAAGGUGGAUUUAUGCAGAUGGUAAAGCAAGUCGAUUGUACGUUAUGGGUCUCUGUGAUAAUCAGACAGUGAACUCGUCACAAGUAGUUUUACUUAAUGAGCAAACGGAAUCACGCACAAUUAAGAUGACACUUCAUCCUCCAGAGUCGUGUAUUGACAUGGAGAUUAUUUCAAGCCAUAAAGCACCAAGCAAGACAAAAACUGAUGCAUUCCUUCUACUAGGGAAGUCCGGCGUUGUUUAUGCAUAUGAUGAUUAUUCAAUAGAAAGGUACUUAUUGCAAUGUCAGAACAGAUCUUCGCCUUCGCUCCCAAAGGAAAUAUUGGUGAAGUUGCCAUUUGUUGAUUCUAACAUCACCAUUUCAAAACUCAUAACAGAUAGCCCUUUUAUGUUAUGGUCAGGGAAUCAGGACUAUACUUCUCAUGCAAAAGAUAUAUUUCCACUUUUCCCAUUUGAGAGGAGGCAAAAAGAUGGAACUGUAUCUAACUCAGCCCAUUGUGUUGAGUUUUCAAAGGCUAAGAACUUAUUCAUAACGGGCCAUAGUAGUGGAGCCAUAAAUUUUUGGGAUGUCUCUUGCCCACUCUUGCUUCCAAUUGUAUCACUAACUCAGCAGACUGAAGACAACUUUUCGUUAAGUGGUGUACCUGUGACAGCGUUGUGCCUUGUCUUUGACUUACAUAUCCUUAUUACUGGUGAUCAAAGUGGAACGGUUCGUAUUUAUAAAUUUAAAACUGAGGUUUUGACCCCAGACAACAGCUUUUUGCCGUUCCAAGGUUUAAAGAAAGGAGGCAAUCAAAUCAUCCGAAGUCUUAAGCUUUUGAAGGUCAACGGGGCCGUACUUUCUAUUAGUGUGAGCCCUAAUUUGAAGAGCUUUUGUGUUGGAUCUAAUCAAGGAUAUGUGUCACAUUUUGACUUGGAGAGCCUCAGUGUAUUAUAUGAAAGGCAGAUACCAAGUGAGCUGUGUACAGGCAUCAUCUCUUCACAGUUUGACACGUGCAACCUCCAUGGUUUCGAGAAGAAUGUUCUAGUACUGGCUACAAGAGAUUCUUCUGUGGUGGCACUUGAUGGUGAGACAGGGAAUAUAUUAAGUCAUAGCAUGGUUCAUCCUAAAAAACCAUCCAGAGCAUUGUUUAUGCAAAUUUUGGGUUCUUCAUCUAGCAUGUCAGGUAGCAUGGACUCUAAUGCCUCAAGAGUACCAUUAGUUUUGCUUUGUUCUGAAAAGGCUGUUUAUGUGUAUUCCUUGGUCCAUGCAGUUCAGGGAGUUAAAAGAGUACAAUACAAAAAGAAGUUUCAUUCAUCUUCUUGUUGCUGGGCAUCCACUUUCGAGUCUCCCCAAGGAGGUGUUAUUCUUCUCUUUUCAAAUGGGAAAGUUGAAAUAAGAUCCCUUCCAGAGCUGUCCCUUUUAAAAGAAACUUCAAUUAGAGGGCUCACAGUUUCUACUUCAAAAGCAAACUCUAUUUCAGACACUUCUAUAUGCUCUUCUCGAACUGGUGAACUCAUACUGGUUGACAGGGAUCAGGAAAUGUUUUUCUUCACGGUUUCAGCCCUAAAAGAUUCCUACAGGUUUCUAGAACCAGCAUCUCAAGUUUACAAUAGAGAUGUAUUGGUUGAACAGGGGCCUGUUUCAGCACCAAUCAUUCCCAAGGAAAAGAAAAGGGGUAUAUUUGGCUCUGUGAUUAAAGGAAACAAAGGAAAGAAUGUGUCUGAACAAGCAGCUGAAGAUCCACAAGAAAGUAUCGAGGAGUUGUCAACAAUCUUUUCAGUUUUCAACUUUCCAUUAGACACCGAGGACGGAGAAGAGUUAAACAUGAAUGAAGAUGAUGGUGAUGAUGAUAGUUUGGAUAUAGAUGACAUUGACAUUGAAGAUCCUGUAGUAAAACCUAAAGGAAAACCGAAGGUUGCAACAAUAAACAAACAGAACCUUUCAAAUUCAUUUGAAGCAUUUCGAGGGAAAUUUAAGCACAAGAAGGUAAAAAGUGACAAGCUUCAAGUUAUUACUGAAGCGCCACUGCAAGGGGAUAAUUCUGGUGCUAUUGAUCAAAUAAAGAAGAAAUAUGGAUACACUUCUUCUGAACAUAAUGUUGCAGAAGCAGCAAAGUCAAAGCUCAGUGAAAAUUUGAGAAAAAUGCAGGGCAUAAACCUUAGGACAAACGAGAUGCAGGAGACGGCUAAAUCGUUUUCUGCAAUGGCAAAGGAGAUGCUGCGAUAUGCUGGAAAUGAAAAGGGAGGAAGUUAAUAUUAUCAUUAAUUAACACAAUGUCAACCAUACCAGUAUUUCAGAUAUUCUUUCUGCAUUGUAUUGAUCUGAUAUUUAUUUUGAUUUAAUUUCUUUCAGUAGAAGCAAUGUACAUAACCACAUAUGUAUAUAUGCAUAUGUAACUUUUGUGGUUUUAGAAAUAUAUCACUGAUUUUUAGCAUUUAUUUACAGGAACUGUACGUAUGAAUUCAUAUGAACAACACAAUAUUUAGGUUUGAAUAAUAUA